CACCCCCCUUCCAGCUGUGUGAGCCUGAUGGACGGAGUACAGUGAGAAAGGAGAGAGAGAGACGAGUGCGAGGAGCGGGAGCAGCCCGGUGCUUUUCAUCAUGCGCGCAACAGUGGAGAAGGGAGGUGUUUGUGAUAUUUAGGAAAUAUUAAAAAAGAAAAAGAAACAAGAAACAAGGCUGGACGGCUGUCUGCGCUCGGGAUGCGCAGCGGCAGCAGCAGCAGCAUCUCCAUGGAUGUGCUGAAACUCCGGAGCGGGAUCUACGUUUGAAAGAAAGCCGCCUUUGGAUGAAAGUGCCGGGAUCGUUCAUUUAAAGGAGGGGAAGAGCAAAGCUCGGUGGAGGAUUUUCUCCCUUUUUAGGGGUUUGCCCAUCAGCGCUGUGGAGGAGGAGGGGGAGGAGGAGGGGAGCGGAGAGAAGUUUGUGCGCGGCGUCAGUAAAUUUCACACAAACAGAGAAAAAAGAAAAGAAAAGAAAGAAGGCUGAGAGCUGAAAAGUAGGGAAAAGUCUCCCUGCGGCCGAUUCAAUCUUUACGAUUUAGGAUUAUGAAGCGUGCCUGAGGUCCCCGGAGAGGCUUCUUGGACACCGGAGACCGGACCCGGGGGGGCGCAGCGCGUCUCAGACGGACCCGAGCGGCAGAAGGAGCACCGCAGCGCACCAGCAGCUGGAAACUAUACGCUCCACAAACCUCCAAGAACACCUCUCCUCUGCUCCAUCCCUCGCGUUUCUUCUCUCUUGCUUUCUUUCCGUCAGGCCGGCGUGGACUUUACAGCCACGGCACACACAAACACGCAAAAAGAAGAAGAGAGAAACUGAUCAUGCGAUGACUGAGCGCGCUUUGGGCACAUCUACCCGAGUCCAUUACAGGAGGUGAAUGAUGGCCGAGGAUGGGGGAAAUCUCUCCGGGGUUCCCGACGCCGGGGCCUCGGAGGGUCGCUCCUCUCUGCCGAGGACUUUCAUCCGGCUCAACGACCUGUCCGGGCUCGGGACGGGCGGCGGGGAGCACGGCGAGGUGUCGGCGGUGGAGCCGGCGUCCCCGGCACCGGACGGGAUCUCUGCAGCCGGGGAGGAAAUGUCGGCGAGCGGCGGGGAUAGCCUGCCCUACCCCACCCUGGCCCCCGUGGUCUUCUUCUACCUGAAACAAACCACCCGGCCCCGGAGCUGGUGCCUCAAAAUGGUCUGCAACCCAUGGUUCGAGCGAGCGUCCAUGCUGGUGAUCCUGCUGAACUGUGUGACACUGGGCAUGUUUCAUCCCUGUGAAGACAUCAACUGUGACUCAGAGAGGUGCAAGAUCUUACAGGAUUUUGAUGACUUCAUCUUUGCAUUCUUUGCCAUCGAGAUGGUGAUCAAGAUGGUGGCUCUAGGGAAUUUUGGCAAGAAGUGUUACCUUGGAGACACGUGGAACCGUUUGGAUUUCUUCAUAGUGUUGGCUGGGAUGCUGGAGUACUCGCUCAACCUGCAGAACGUCAGCCUUUCAGCAGUGAGGACGGUUCGUGUGCUGAGGCCGCUGAGAGCCAUCAACCGAGUGCCAAGUAUGCGUAUCCUUGUGACCCUGCUGCUGGACACCUUGCCUAUGCUGGGUAAUGUACUGCUGCUGUGCUUCUUCGUCUUCUUUAUAUUUGGCAUAGUGGGCGUCCAGCUGUGGUCUGGCCUGCUCAGAAACCGCUGCUUCGUCGAAGACAACUUCUCCUUCCCUCUGUCUGUGGAGCGGGGAAAGUACUACCACACUGAAAACGACGACGAGAACCCUUUCAUCUGCUCUCAACCCCGAGAGAACGGCAUGAGGGACUGUAGCUCGAUUCCCAAGCUGUAUGAGGAGGGGGGCCUGGAGUGCACCCUGGAUAUUGACUCUUAUAACAGCACUGACAACACCACCUGCGUCAACUGGAACCAGUAUUAUACCAACUGCUCUGCUGGUCUGAUCAACCCUUUUAAGGGAGCCAUCAACUUUGAUAACAUCUGCUAUGCUUGGAUCGCCAUCUUUCAGGUGAUUACCCUGGAAGGCUGGGUGGACAUCAUGUACUUUGUGAUGGAUGCUCACUCCUUCUACAACUUCAUCUACUUCAUCCUUCUCAUCAUUAUUGGCUCGUUCUUCAUGAUCAACCUGUGCCUGGUGGUCAUUGCCACUCAGUUCUCAGAGACCAAGCAGAGGGAGAGCCAGCUGAUGAAGGAACAACGAGUGCGCUUCAUGUCCAACGCCAGCACUCUGGCAUCCCUCUCCGAGCCAGGCUCCUGCUAUGACGAGCUCCUCAAGUACUUGGUUCACAUCAUCCGCAAGGGGGCCAAGCAAGUAGCCCAUAUCUGCAGGCUCUUGGCCCGUCGUGCUGGGCUCCACAUUGCUGCCUCGCCCCCAGCCACAGAUAUCCAACGCAGCCACAGCCAGAGGAGAAGGAGAAAGACCUCUAGGCAGGGGUCUGUGUCAGUUCAUCACAUAAUGCAUCAUCAUCACCAGCACCACCACCACCACUACCAUCUAGGGAAUGGUAGUGUGAGGGGAGGAGGGAGCACCAGAUGUUUGGACAGUAGGGAGAUCGAAGGUGGGGCUCAUAACAACAACGGGGGGACUCUCAUAGCAAACACUGGAAGUGGGCAUCUUGCCGUGGCGCUACCCUCUUCAGUUACAGCAGCAACGUCCGAUAUGAACCUUGCGAUUUUGUCCAGUCCUGCUGCUGAUUCAUCCUCAGUUUGCAGCGUUUUGAACACCAACUCUGGAAUUGCUCCAGGCUUCUUCUCCUUGGCUCCGGCUCCCAAGUCCAGGGCCAUUAAGAGGAACUCUGUGCCCUUUGCUGCUCCAGGGCCUAAGAACUACCCUACCCUUCAAGCUCGGGCUCUGGCCGAGUCUAGAAGAGGGAGCAUUGCAGCUAGCACCCUGACGAACAUCAACCUUAAUAUUCCACCAAUGCCCCAGGACAGAAGGCCAUCGAGUCUGGUGGACCCGCUCAGUCCAACAGCCCAGCUCUCCUGCCAGCUGUCAGCCCGUGACCUCAGCACCACCAGCAGCGCCAUGGACACGGCCGCUUUGACACUAGACCCUGAGAGCUGCCCCUACUGCGCCAAGGCCCUGGCCAACGAAUCGGAGGGCGGGACCGAGGGCAACGAGACACCUGGCGACUCAGACAGCGAUGGGGUAUACGAGUUCACUCAGGACCUCCACCACAGGGACAGAAGAGACAGCCGGCAGCCCAAAAAGAAGCACCGGAGGUUGGGGAAAACGGCCGCCAAGGUUGUUCACUUCUGGAGGCUGGUGUGCGACACUUUCCGGAAGAUCGUGGACAGCAAGUACUUUGGCCGAGGGAUUAUGAUCGCGAUUCUGAUUAAUACUCUGAGCAUGGGAAUCGAGUACCACGAGCAGCCUGAGGAGCUGACCAAUGCUUUGGAGAUCAGCAACAUCGUAUUCACCAGCCUGUUUUCUUUGGAGAUGCUGCUGAAGGUUUUGGUGUACGGGCCCUUUGGCUACAUCAAAAACCCCUACAAUAUCUUUGACGGCAUAAUUGUGGUCAUCAGCGUGUGGGAGAUCGUGGGACAGCAGGGCGGGGGUUUGUCGGUGCUGAGGACUUUCCGGCUGAUGCGCGUCCUCAAACUGGUCCGCUUCAUGCCGGCCUUGCAGAGACAGCUGGUGGUGCUCAUGAAGACCAUGGACAACGUGGCCACUUUCUGCAUGCUCCUCAUGCUCUUCAUCUUCAUCUUCAGUAUCCUGGGGAUGCAUCUUUUUGGUUGUAAGUUUGGGUCAGAGAGAGACGGAGACACUCUACCAGACAGGAAGAACUUUGACUCUCUUCUCUGGGCCAUAGUGACUGUCUUCCAGAUCCUAACACAGGAGGACUGGAACAAGGUGUUAUAUAACGGCAUGGCCUCCACCUCUCCCGUAGCUGCGCUCUACUUCAUCGCGCUCAUGACCUUUGGCAACUACGUCCUCUUCAACUUGCUUGUUGCCAUCUUGGUUGAAGGGUUUCAGGCAGAGGAAGUGGCCAAGCGGGAGGACUUGCAUGCCCAGCUGAGUCUCAUUCAGCUGCCUGUUGUUUCAGGGGGUGAUGCUUCUAAAUCAUGCUCAGAGAUUGAUUCCUUUGCACGAAGCAUGGAGGACGUCAACGGCAGCAAGAAGGAUUUAUCGGCCUCUGCAGUAGUGCCUGUAAAUGGUCAUGUGGACCUGAAGUCAAACCUGACUCCACCGCUAAUUACCCACACUGCUGCCACCCCCAUGCCCGUACCAAAGUUGCCCGUGGGAGGUGAAUCCAACCCGGGCUAUGAGUCUCGUCGAGGCAGCAGCAGUUCUGUUGACCCAGCCUGCUAUGACAAAUCACCGACCAGUGUCCGGAGCUCUUCCCCUUAUGCCCCAUGGAGCUCCGGCAGUGGCCGGACAAGCCGCAGAUCCAGUUGGAACAGCCUGGGUCGUGCUCCGUCAUACAAACGCCAGAAGAGGCAGUCCGGGGAACGACGGUCGCUUCUGUCGGGGGAGGGUGGCUCAAGUUCAGAAGACGGGGAGGGCGGAGGAGAAGGAGGUGGUGGACUGAUGGAGGAAGACGAUGCAUCCCUGGCCAGGACGGACUCCAUGUCCCAAUCGCAGAGAGGGCCCAGGCACAGGAGGAUGGAGUCAGUGGAGACUCGGAGCUCAAUGGAUUUGCCACCUGAUGCUUUACUCCAGGUGCCCUACCGGUACCGCUCAGCAAGCAUGCACAGCUCCAGACCCCCCUCCCUGAGCCACUUGCGGCCCCCAGAACACAGUGACUGCAACGGAAAGGGAUCUCCAUCAGUCCUCGGUCCCACACACGUCUCGCUGGAAGAGAACACCGAAGACGAGAAUGCAGAGGAGGAGGUGAACCUGGGUCGUUUUGCCAGGUUGCUCCGCUGGCUGGAGAAAAAACAGCCAGCGUGGUGUAAGCAGAGAGAUACCUGGUCGCUCUACCUCUUCCCUUCAGAGUCAAGAUUCAGGAUCCUGUGCAAUAAGAUCAUCACCCACAAGAUGUUUGACCACGUUGUGCUGGUCAUCAUCUUCCUCAACUGCAUCACCAUCGCCAUGGAGAGGCCUCGAAUCGACUCCAAAAGUGCUGAGCGGGUUUUCCUGACAGUGUCCAACUACAUCUUCACAUCAAUCUUUGUGGCUGAAAUGACUGUAAAGAUCGUGUCUAUGGGCUUUUUUUUCGGGGACAAGGCGUACCUGAGGAGCAGCUGGAACGUUCUGGACGGGAUGCUCGUCAUGAUUUCUGUUAUUGACAUCCUGGUGUCUCUCAUUUCCCAAUCCGAAACCAAGAUCCUGGGCAUGCUCAGAGUGCUGAGGCUGCUGAGAACUCUGAGACCGCUACGCGUGAUCAGCAGAGCCCCGGGCCUGAAGCUGGUGGUAGAGACCCUGAUGUCGUCCCUGAAGCCCAUCGGCAACAUCGUGGUCAUCUGCUGUGCCUUCUUCAUUAUCUUUGGCAUCCUGGGAGUACAGCUUUUCAAGGGAAAAUUCUUCAUUUGUCAAGGAGAGGAUGUAAGGAACAUCACCAAUAAGUCAGACUGCUUGCAAGCCAACUAUAAGUGGGUCAGACACAAGUACAACUUUGACAACCUGGGACAAGCCUUGAUGUCUCUCUUUGUGCUGGCGUCAAAAGAUGGAUGGGUCGACAUUAUGUACGAUGGGCUAGAUGCUGUGGGAGUUGACCAACAGCCCAUAAUGAACUACAACCCAUGGAUGCUGCUCUACUUCAUCUCCUUCCUCCUGAUCGUCGCCUUCUUCGUGCUCAACAUGUUUGUGGGCGUGGUGGUGGAGAACUUCCAUAAAUGCCGGCGCCACCAGGAGGCCGAGGAGGCCAAACGCAGGGAGGAGAAGAGACUGAAACGCAUGGAGAAAAAGAGACGGAAUUUAUUGGUUCCGGGGGUGAGUUGGGCCCUCUCUGACGGCACACUGAAAGAAGCUCAGAGUAAGCCCUACUACUCGGAUUACUCCCCCACCCGCCUUCUCAUCCACAAGAUGUGCACCAGCCACUACCUGGACCUGUUCAUCACCAUCGUAAUAGGCCUCAACGUCAUCACCAUGUCAAUGGAGCACUAUCAGCAGCCUAAGGAGCUGGACGAGGCACUGAAGAUCUGUAACUACAUCUUCACUCUCAUUUUUGUGCUGGAGUCGGUCUUCAAGCUGGUUGCCUUCGGCUUCCGACGCUUCUUCAAGGACAAGUGGAACCAGCUGGAUCUGGCCAUCGUGCUGCUGUCCAUCAUGGGCAUCACUUUGGAGGAGAUUGAGGUCAACGCUUCCCUGCCCAUCAACCCCACCAUCAUUCGCAUCAUGAGAGUGCUGAGGAUUGCUCGAGUAUUGAAGCUCUUGAAGAUGGCGGUGGGGAUGAGAGCUCUGCUGGACACCGUUAUGCAAGCCCUGCCUCAGGUGGGCAAUCUGGGUCUACUCUUCAUGCUCCUCUUCUUUAUCUUUGCAGCACUGGGAGUGGAGCUGUUUGGUGACUUAAUUUGUGAUGAACUCCACCCCUGUGAGGGUCUGGGGCGCUACGCUACAUUUAAAAACUUUGGGAUGGCCUUUCUGCUGCUCUUCAGAGUUUCCACUGGAGACAACUGGAAUGGCAUAAUGAAGGAUACAUUGAGGGACUGCGCCCAAGAUACAGGCACCUGCUACAACACUGUGGUUUCUCCCAUCUACUUCGUCUCCUUUGUCCUGACCGCUCAGUUUGUCCUGGUCAAUGUGGUCAUCGCAGUCCUGAUGAAGCACCUGGAGGAGAGCAACAAGGAAGCCAAGGAGGAGGCGGAGCUGGAGGCGGAGAUGAUGGAACUGGAGAUGGAAGCGGGGGACAUGGCAGCAAGGUCGCCCCAGCUCAACCCUCUGACACUGGGUAUGGACAGGUCGAGUUCUGGGGGUUCCCCCUGGAGGUCUCCCAGAGGAGUGGAUACAGAGCAGGAAAGGGAUGGUCCUAUGGACUCACCCACUGCUAAUAUAACCAGAGACUCUGUAGGCAUCAGAGCAGAAUCCCCUUCAUGCACAGAGCCCCAACUGGAGUUUGUCCAGCGGAGGGCACUCUUUGACUCGGUCUCCCUGGUCAUCCAGGGUUCAAUGGAGGGGGAGAUGAGUCUCAUGGACAACCUGUCCGGCUCUAUCUGCCACUACUACGCGCUGCCCCCCAAGCCCAGCAAGCACAGCACCGACAAGAAGAUCCCUCUAGCGGAGAUGGAUGCUCUGUCUCUGGCCUCUGAGAAUUCCUGGUCCCUAGCUCUGACAGACGACUCAACCCCCGACGAUUUUAACCCCCUAUUUCUAACCACUCUGGAAUGCAAUGCGGAGCAGCUCGGUCCUGGGGCGCUUCGGGACGACAACCUGUUGAGCGUCAGAAAGCCUGCGGUGGGACGCACGCACUCCCUACCCAACGACAGCUACAUGUUCCUCUCACCACAGCCUGUGGGGCAAACAUCUCCCACUGCAGCACACCCACAGGGGCCCCAGCACAUACUGGGCACUCACAGGGCCCAAUCGGGCUCCAGUGGCUCGGUGCGUUCACAACCCGCGGAGUUUUCCCAGCAGCUGACCGUUCCCACAGACCUCUUCAGACCCAUCAGCCCACACAGCCACUCAGAUUCAGAGAGUAUACCACGAAACCCACCAUCUAGACGCACACACACAUUUAGCCGCACGCUACGCAGACAGGUUGCGGUGUCUACUGAUUCUCAGGAGGCCCUUUGUACCGACGUAGGGGAAAGCAGUGAAGGACUCGUGAAUGUGGCCUCUCUUGGCCUCCCUCCAUCCCCUACCCCCUCCAUCUCCUCUACCUCUCCCUCUUCCUACCAUCAUCAUCAUCACCCUACUCCUCAACAACCAGCUCUGUGCCUGGUCCCUGCCACGCCGGGCGCCUCCCCUAAACCAUCACGUCCCAGCACAGUGCACACCCAGCACCACGACCAGCAUUGCCUCGCCUCCUACUCCCCCUGCCCUUCGCCUCCCCCUCCCAUUCCCGCCAGGCCGCCCCAGCAGGAGGUGUCAGAGGAUCGGGAAGUGUCCCUCAUUAACCAGGUGGUGUUGGCCGGCAGCGACGACAUCACGGCCGAGGACAGCAGCAGCGGCGGCGGGAACAAAGGUUACGGCAGCUACGCGGGCUGCCAGGAAAGUCGGAGUCCGUGUUUGAGGCAGCUGAAGAGGUUCCACAGCGCUGACACGCAGGGCCGCAACGCCCUCCUGCCCCGCCCCCGCCCUUAUUCCUGGCUGGACGACCCACGGCGCCACUCUGUGGAAGUCUGCUCCCCAGUUGAUUCCAGCCCCCAGUGCAGCACCAACUCCACCUCCUCCGGCUUUGUGUCUCGGGCCGACAGCCUGCAGAUUCAAAGUCAGAUCCCCGCUCAGACCUCCCCCCGCCGCAAGAAGAAAAUGAGCCCACCCUGUAUAUCUGUGGACCCCCCUGAGGGACUGGAACCCCAGUCUGGCCUCUACCCAUGCCUGGGUGGGCUCAGUGGCAUGGGACUGACUGGGUUAGGGAUGCCCCCUCCCCUACCCAACCGGGACACCUACCUGAGGAGGAGAGCACCCUCCAGUGACUCCAAGGACUCCUUUGACCUGGCGGUCGGAGAGGGUUCAGGACAGGACGGAGGUUCACCGAACCCCAACACCAACUCCAAGUUAUUAACUCUUCCCAGCUUCUCCUUUGAGAAGACAAGCUCUGAGCACUGAACACCAAUACUCGAAUACACACACACACGCACACACACACACAGCCGGACGAACCCUCCACACACAUAAACACACGAUGCACUCUGUGUGUCUGUGAUGGUGAUAGUUCUAGUAAUAAUGCUGUAGAAAGUAAUAAUGGUAAAACUACAUCAAACAGUAAAAACAUCCUUGGUUUCAUAAGGAGUGCAGUACUGUAGUAGUGUGACCAUCCCUCGUCUUUGUAUUGUUACUGCCAAAACAGCCAGAGAAGAAGAGAACGACAAAUAUUUCUCUGGCUGCAGCUUGACCCCAUAACCUCUGGAGUGACAUCAGCGCCUGGGUUAUUAGCGCCCACUGCGGUCGCCAUAUGAACUGCCUGGUGUUAAUACAGAGCGGACCUGGUCAGUGGAGGUACAAAGCAAUAUUUAGAGACACUAUUUUCUUAAAUUAUUGGCCCAUAGUGUUUGUACAGGAUGUUGUUUUUAAUUUCAUUUAACUGUUAUUUUCAUGUCUUUUUGUGAUUUUCUUUCUUUUUUUUUGGUUUUUUGGGGUUUUUUUUGGUCAACAAUGGUUUGUCUUUGUCUUUCUUUUUCACUGUAGGAUAUUUCUAGCUUUCUUGGUUUACUAAGGAAAGUGAACGUUUUUCAAAGUGGUGAAAACCAGUAUUUGUAGGAAUAAUAUAUAAAUAUAUAUAUAAAAAAAAACAAAAAACAAGUCAUUAAACUGAGCUUGGAUUUUUAAGCACACGCAGACCUUGGUGGUUUGAUUGUUGGACGAUAA
Molecule: messenger RNA, 9389 nt
Organism: Oreochromis niloticus (Nile tilapia)
Lineage: Eukaryota; Metazoa; Chordata; Actinopteri; Cichliformes; Cichlidae
Gene: cacna1g
Product: calcium channel, voltage-dependent, T type, alpha 1G subunit
Exons: 40
Coding region: 873-8630 (2585 amino acids)
Biological process (GO): calcium ion import across plasma membrane
Cellular component (GO): membrane; voltage-gated calcium channel complex
Molecular function (GO): high voltage-gated calcium channel activity
Source: RefSeq, a predicted model, not a curated record